Messenger RNA from Lottia gigantea (owl limpet), 735 nucleotides. RefSeq lists its product as hypothetical. NCBI's taxonomy places the organism in Eukaryota, Metazoa, Mollusca, Gastropoda, Lottiidae. The record is from RefSeq and is a predicted model, not a curated record. The transcript has 3 exons. Gene Ontology annotation, biological process: proteasome assembly. The coding region runs from base 89 to 460 and encodes 123 amino acids.
ACGAAAGUACGAAAUGGACUGCAAACAAUGAAGAACAGUUUUUGAUUGUUUUGAGGAUAUUUUAGUUACAGCAGGCCUGUUCCCAGUCAUGGAUGUCAAACCAUGUUCACCAUCAAUAAACAUUCACACAUUCUCCGAGAAGAUCUCCGAUAUCAAUGUCCAUUUCCAAAUAAUUCAGCUAAAAGACAGUUUUUGUAUGUGGAUCGGAACUGGCGGUGAAAUGGGAAACAUGUCUUUGGCUAUGCCUGGUGUAAAGGGCUCGGCAUCUCAGAAUCCUUCAACCAUCAAUAUUAUUGGAGAUAGUUCAAAUACAGUCUGUUCAAUGCUGGCUCAAAAAUUAGCAAAGAAAUGUGGGAAACAAGUGUUUGUCAGCAGCAGUUUAUCUUUUGACCAGUUCCUUACUCCAUUAGUAGAAAAAAGAGUUUUUGAAGAAUGGAAACAACAUCCAGAAAUAUUCUAAAAUAUGGAACUACGAAGGUGUUCAAUUCAGCUGAAUGUCGAAGCGUUCUUCAAGACCUGCUGGUGCUCUGUACCUGGGUUUUGUCAACUCGAUGAGUCACUCUUUUCACACAGUUUUUGAUAUUAUUCUUGUUAUAGGAUAUCUUGCAAACCUCAAAAUUGCAAAAACACAUGGAAAAGCAAAACAGUGGACUUAACAAGCCCGAAACCUAAUGCACAUUUAAUCAAUUUUUUUCCUUUUUACUUCUAUUUGAAUAAAAUAAAUAUUUUUUGUAC